Messenger RNA from Bacidia gigantensis, 1248 nucleotides. RefSeq lists its product as uncharacterized. Lineage: Eukaryota; Fungi; Ascomycota; Lecanoromycetes; Lecanorales; Ramalinaceae. Gene Ontology annotation, cellular component: preribosome, small subunit precursor. The record is from RefSeq and is a predicted model, not a curated record. Gene Ontology annotation, biological process: ribosomal small subunit biogenesis; maturation of SSU-rRNA. The coding region runs from base 1 to 1248 and encodes 415 amino acids. Gene Ontology annotation, molecular function: RNA endonuclease activity. The transcript is spliced from 2 exons.
AUGUUUGACUCAAUCAUAUUAGAUGCAGGCCCGGUCUUAAAGAACACACCUGCUGUAGAUACGCUUUUGUCUAAGGCUAAGACGCUACUUACUGUCCCGGCCGUCAUUUCCGAAAUUAGAGAUCAGAAUGCGAGACGACGGGUUGAAACGCUUUUACUCCCUUUUCUUACCGUAAAAAAGCCACAAUCGAAAUAUCUUGAAUUUGUCAUUGCUUUCGCGAAGAAGUCGGGAGACUACUCCGUUCUGUCUAGGACAGACCUCGAGGUUUUAGCACUCACAUAUGAAGUGGAAUGCCAACGAAAUGGACUCUCCCAUCUGCGCGAGUUCCCUGGGCAAAAGCGUUCGACGACGAUGCCUCCAGUGAAAGCAGAAAGCGAGCAAUUGGGUCCAAGCGGUUCCAAAGAUUCUACAGUAGUCGUCUCAGAUCAGCCUAGGCCGAUUUGGGCUGACGAUGCACCCCCUAUCAACGGGCCUGGGAGAUUUGCGUAUCUCAGAGACCUUAAAGCGGGGGUUGAAUAUGAUGAAACCAAAAUUCAGACAACCCCUGAGGUGAUCGUUCCGCCAAACACAGAUCCGGACCGUUCUGAUUCAGAAGGCUCAGAAGGCUGGAUAACACCGUCAAACUUGAAAAAACAUCAGGCCGAGGACCUCAAUGGUUCCAUCAGAGGUAAAACUGAUGAGUCACCCACCUCAGUCGCUUGUAUUACGACCGACUUCGCCAUGCAAAAUGUUCUACUACAAAUAGGCUUGAGCCUACUCUCACCAUCUCUCCAACGUAUUCGCAACAUCAAAACACACAUUAUGCGUUGCCACGCCUGCUUUCAACACGUAAAAGACACAUCAAAGCAAUUUUGCCCACGGUGUGGCAAUCCAACUCUGACUCGUGUAUCGUGUUCUACAGAUAAAAAAGGUGAGUUCAGGAUUCACCUCAAGAAAAACAUGGAAUGGCAUCACCAAGGGGAGCGAUACAGCCUGCCCAAGCCGAUGUCGGGGAGCUCCAGCGGUAAGGCGUCGAAAAUGAAAGGGGGAGGUAAGGGCGGAUGGGGUCAGGAGAUCAUCCUCUCGGAAGACCAGAAGGAGUAUCAGCGGGCAGUCAGUGGGAUGGGCAGUGUGAAAACUAAGGAUCUCAUGGAUGAGGACUAUUUGCCAAGCAUCCUGACAGGGGAGAGAGGCGAGUGGGUGGCAGGCCGAAGAUUGGGGCGGGGAGGAACGUCAAUGCGAAGAAACGCGCAAACAAAUAGACAAUAA